Messenger RNA from Rhagoletis zephyria (snowberry fruit fly), 965 nucleotides. RefSeq names its product RNA-binding protein pno1. NCBI's taxonomy places the organism in Eukaryota, Metazoa, Arthropoda, Insecta, Diptera, Tephritidae. The record is from RefSeq and is a predicted model, not a curated record. Gene Ontology annotation, molecular function: RNA binding. Gene Ontology annotation, cellular component: nucleus.
AUCGAUAGUGCCAUCGAUAUUUUCAGACCACUAGUUGAAACACAUGUGUUUAUUUUUGAUAGCAUUUUUAUUCAACAAUCUCAGGAAACUUAAAAAUUUAUACUUUGAAAGUUCCAUUUAGCUGAGGAACAUACAAUGGAAGUUGAAAAUAUAAAAAACGACGAUUUUUUGCCGCCAUCAGGGUUGAAAAAGGCAACUAAACGAUCUGCAGAUUAUAAUGAAACAAUGCAGGUUGAUGAAGAGUCCCCGCUGCAGGAGACAAAACAAAGGAUUCAAACCCCGCGCGCAAAACGCCAAAAAAGCGACGUUAGAAAAAUCUCUGUUCCUCCACACAGAUAUUCAUCAUUAAAGGAGCAUUGGAUGAAGAUUUUUAGUCCUGUUGUAGAACAUAUGAAACUUCAAAUACGUUUUAAUAUGAAGGCGAAACAAGUUGAACUUCGAAUUAGCCCUGAAACUCCAGAUAUAUCAAACCUACAAAAAGGUGCCGACUUUGUCAAAGCAUUUCUCUGUGGAUUCGAAGUGGAUGACGCUUUGGCACUGCUGCGUUUAGAAGAUUUAUUCGUAGAAACAUUUGAAGUGAAAGAUGUGAAGACCCUACGUGGCGACCACCUAAGUCGGGCUAUAGGUCGAUUGGCUGGUAAAGGAGGACGAACAAAGUUCACUAUAGAAAACGUUACAAAAACCCGCAUUGUUCUGGCAGAUAGUAAAAUUCAUAUUUUGGGUAGCUAUCAAAAUAUACAAUUGGCGCGAAGGGCAAUAUGUAAUCUUAUCCUUGGAUCACCUCCCAGUAAAGUGUAUGGCAAUCUUCGUUCCGUGGCCAGUAGAUUGUCCGAGCGUAUGUAAGAUAUUUGCUAAUUUACAAUCCUUGAUGAAAACACUAAAAUUUAUUUACUCAUUUAUAACUUUGUGAAAAUAAGGAGAAUAAGCAUAAAUAAAGUUACAGCUGCCAACACCAUAAUAAUACA